AUGAAUAAUCAAUCUACUAUUGAUGAAGAUCAAAAACAAUCAUCCUCAACAACAUCUCAUCGUCCAAUUCGUUCUGAUCUUUUAACAAAAAUUUAUUAUCCUGAUACAUUAUAUCCUGAUAGUUACAUAUUUUUUGCCGAUCGAAGAACUUCACCGAUAAAUGUCAAUGAUCAAGACUCAAAAAAACUUCCAGUAAAUACAUCACCGACUACUUCUAAACAAAUACCAAAUGAUAUUGAAAUUAUCGAAAGUCAAAGCAAAUAUUUCGUAAGUGUUAUUACGUAUAAUUAA
Messenger RNA from Adineta steineri, 291 nucleotides. Lineage: Eukaryota; Metazoa; Rotifera; Eurotatoria; Adinetida; Adinetidae. The record is from the annotation of a GenBank genome assembly.